Messenger RNA from Coniophora puteana RWD-64-598 SS2, 1098 nucleotides. Its product is annotated as ZIP-like iron-zinc transporter. Gene Ontology annotation, biological process: zinc ion transmembrane transport. Gene Ontology annotation, cellular component: plasma membrane. The transcript is spliced from 8 exons. Gene Ontology annotation, molecular function: zinc ion transmembrane transporter activity. The record is from RefSeq and is a predicted model, not a curated record. Bases 1 to 1098 code for a protein of 365 amino acids. NCBI's taxonomy places the organism in Eukaryota, Fungi, Basidiomycota, Agaricomycetes, Boletales, Coniophoraceae.
AUGUCUUCGUCAUCUGCUGCAUCGACGCCCACUGCCACCCCAGAUGCUGACAACUCGGUCAGCUGCAGCCCCGGGGGAGGCGCCAGCGAUUACACUCAGCUUCGGAUAGCGGCCAUUUUUAUCAUCAUGUGCACCUCCAUGUUCGGUGCUCUUUUUCCUGUCCUUGCUCGGCGGACACAGUGGCUGGCGGUGCCGAAAGGGGUGUUCGACUUUGCAAAGUAUUUUGGAUCGGGCGUCAUCAUCGCGACUGCCUUUAUCCAUCUCCUCAGCCCUGCUUUAGAUGAGCUAAGCAACGACUGUCUAUCGCCUGCAUGGCAAGACUACCCAUAUGCACUCGCAUUGGCCAUGCUCAGCUUAUACUCAAUCUUUAUCGUCGAGCUCAUCGCCUUCCGAUGGGGUAACGCCAGACUAGCAGCCCUCGGAGUUAAACACGAUGCCCAUGGCCACGGCCUCGGCGGGCACGCGGCACACGGGCCCGAGGGCAACACCCAGGUGGCAACCGCGGGGAACACGAACGAUCCGUUGCGCGUGGACUCGCCCGUGCCCGAGAAGUCUAUAGAGGACGAUAAGGAGGCUCAGCACGAGCACACGCACGUCUGGGAUCAUUCGGCGGUCGCGCAGGUCAUUGGGAUAUGCAUCCUCGAGUUUGGUAUCGAACUGCACAGCUUCCUCAUCGGGAUGACGCUUGCCGUGGACCCUGACUUCAAAGUCCUAUUUGUCGUCAUCGUCUUCCACCAAAUGUUUGAGGGACUCGGUCUGGGCUCGCGUCUGGCGUUCAUGAACCUGCCCCGCAGGCUGAACUACGUGCCCAUCGUUGGCGCGCUCCUGUACGGCUUCACCACGCCGCUCGGCAUCGCCGUCGGAAUGGGGAUCAGAACGACGUAUAACCCCAACACCCCGACCGCGUCAAUCGUUAGCGGAGUCAUGGACUCGCUGAGCGCUGGAAUUUUGCUGUACACUGGUCUGGUUGAGCUUCUCGCCCACGAAUUCCUCUUCAACAAGGAGAUGCACGCCGCGUCGAACGGCAAGCUUGCCUACGCCCUGAUAUGCAUGCUCUUGGGCACGGGCAUCAUGGCCCUCCUAGGGCGGUGGGCAUAA